AUGUCUGCUGAGAUACACUUAGUUGAAUUCAACUGCCAGUGUAGAGAGGCGGCAGAUAAUGAAUUCCUUAAGCUUAGAAUGUUUUCCAGUUCUCUUACUAGUACUUCCUUUUCUUGGUUUACUCACUUACCACCAAAUUCAAUUCAAAAGUGGAAAGAUAUGCAAACUAAAUAUCUUCUCCAUUUCACUAGAAUUCAAGCAGGGGUCAAUAUAGGUGAUUUAGCCAAGAUAGUGCAAGAAAAAAGAAAGGCUACAGGGGAUUACAUUCAGAGAUUUAAGAACACUAAGAUUAGAUGUCACUUAAACAUACUUGAGUCAGAAUUCGUGUUUAUCGUUCCAAAGGUUUUGUCUUUUCCUUUCAGGAAAAAGUUUGGAGGACAAUAUUUCCCUGAUUUUGUUGCUUUAUCUAGCGCUGUAAUGGCUUAUGAAAGAUGUUUAGAAGAAGAGUCUAGAUCUAAACAUAAAUAUUAUGCUAGUAUGGCUGAAGAGUAUAAUAGGGAAGAUGAUAUGUAUGAGGCAGCGAUAGCUGAGUUUGUACAGGGUCUUUCAUUUAAGUGUCCUCCUUUAAAUAACAAAAAUUUCACUUAUAAGAAAGAUUUGAGAUCUGAUCGAAAGAGAGAAUACACCUUCGAUAUUAGGAGAUUUGAUGAAAUCUUUUAUUGGCUUCUAAGUCAUAAAAAGAUUAAGUUAUCAGGGAGGCAUAAAACAAGAAGUCCUAAUGAGGUUAAAGGAAAUAACUACUAUAAAUGGCAUGACGUUGUUACUCAUAAAACUAGCGAUUGCAUAAUAUUAAGGAAUAAGAUUCAGGAUGAGAUUGAUAAAAAACACAUAAUAUUCCCUAAUGAAAAAGUUAGUUCUUGUGAAGUAGAGUCAGAGUCUGCCUCAAAGUCUGAAGUUUAUGAAAUGAAUUGUUUUAUGGUAAGUGCUGACGUGGAUAUUGUGCAGGAUGCAAUACAAAGACUGAAAUGGAGACGAUUACUAUGA
Messenger RNA from Chenopodium quinoa (quinoa), 984 nucleotides. RefSeq lists its product as uncharacterized. NCBI's taxonomy places the organism in Eukaryota, Viridiplantae, Streptophyta, Magnoliopsida, Caryophyllales, Amaranthaceae. The record is from RefSeq and is a predicted model, not a curated record. The transcript has a single exon. Bases 1 to 984 code for a protein of 327 amino acids.